Molecule: messenger RNA, 656 nt
Organism: Magnolia sinica
Lineage: Eukaryota; Viridiplantae; Streptophyta; Magnoliopsida; Magnoliales; Magnoliaceae
Product: small ribosomal subunit protein uS8
Exons: 4
Coding region: 165-557 (130 amino acids)
Biological process (GO): translation
Cellular component (GO): ribosome; cytosolic small ribosomal subunit
Molecular function (GO): structural constituent of ribosome
Source: RefSeq, a predicted model, not a curated record
AGCUUGGUCGGUUUAAUUUCCGUCAACGUGGCCGUAUACUUAUCGUGCCUGCUUAUCAAGCAUGAUACUCUGCCAGAGUAUCAAACAGCUCCCCAGUUAAAACCCCCGGCAGGGAACGCCAAACCCUAGAACUGUCUCUCCAUCUCCUCUGAGGUCUAGCAAGGAUGGUGAGAGUCAGUGUAUUGAACGAUGCUCUCAAAAGCAUGUACAAUGCUGAGAAAAGGGGGAAACGACAAGUCAUGAUCCGACCGUCCUCGAAAGUGAUUAUCAAGUUCCUUUUGGUCAUGCAGAAGCAUGGUUACAUUGGAGAGUUUGAGUAUGUUGAUGAUCACAGGUCAGGUAAAAUAGUGGUGGAAUUGAAUGGAAGAUUGAACAAAUGUGGGGUCAUUAGUCCUCGCUUUGAUGUUGGGGUCAAAGAAAUCGAGCCCUGGACUGCAAGGCUGCUCCCUUCUAGACAGUUUGGAUACAUCGUGCUGACAACAUCUGCGGGCAUCAUGGAUCAUGAAGAGGCCCGGAGGAAGAAUGUUGGUGGCAAGGUCUUAGGCUUCUUUUACUAGCUGGAGGUUUUCCUGCAAACGGAUUUGAAUAGUUCUCUCUGUUGAGGAAUUUUCAAUGCAUUUUAAAAAACAUUAUACCUGGGUUCUGUUAUUUGCUAA